AUGUCCGAUUCCGAAGGCAGUCGAUCACCGCUGCUGUCCUCGAGCUCGAUAGCCUCCAAGACCAGCUACAACUCCAUCGCCCGAGAAGCCGCUCCACGACACUCCGCUCCCGACGGAGAUGUCGUCCACCGACCCCACGACGUCGACGACGACGUCGUCCCGGAGACCAGCGCCAUCGGCCGCACCAUCACAUGGCCGAGCGCGUACAUCCUCACCAUCUCCCGCGUGCUGGGCAGCGGCAUCUUCGCCACGCCAGGCGUGAUCCUCGCGUCGGUGGGAUCGCCCGGCCUGGCGCUGACGCUGUGGGCGGUCGGCGCGGUCGUGGCGUAUUUCGGGCUGGCGGUGUCGUUGGAAUACGGCAGCAUGCUGCCUCGAUCGGGCGGCGAGAAGGUCUAUCUCGAAUACACCUACCGGAGGCCGAGAUACCUCAUCAGCGUCCUGAUCGCCUUUCAGGCCAUCCUUUUGGGCUUCACCGCGAGUAAUUGUAUUGUGUUUGCGAGGUAUUUGCUCUUCGGGCUGGGGUUUCGGGACGAUUCCUUCACGCAUAAAUCGAUCGCGGUUGCAUUGCUUACGGCCAUCACGCUGGUUCAUGUCUGUUUCAUGAAGACGGGGAUUUUCAUUCAGAACGUUCUCGGAUGGAUCAAGAUUGGUUUGAUCGUGUUCAUGAUCUCGGUGGCGCCCGUCGCCGUCUUCUGGCAUACUUCAAGGGAGGACUACACUCCGAGCCAUGUCAUGCCGACUAACCACAGCGAAUUGAACUGGACCUGGGAGGGGCUUUGGGUCGGUACCAUCUGGUCCUGGGGCACCAUCGCGACGUCCUUCCUCAAGGUCUACUACUCCUACGUCGGCCUCAACAACCUCAACAACGUCCUCAACGAGGUCAAAGACCCCAUCCGCACCCUCAAGUCCGUGACGCGAGCGGCCCUCCUCACCGUCACCGCCAUGUACCUCUUCGCCAACGUCGCCUUCCUGACCGUCGUGCCCCUCGACGAGGUCAAGACCAGCGGCGAACUCAUCGCGGCCCUCUUCUUCCAGCGGGUCUUCGGCGCCACCGUCGGCCGACGCAUCCUGCCCAUCAUGGUCGCCCUGAGCGCCGCCGGAAACGUCAUGGUCGUCACCUUCGCCCUCGCCCGCGUCAACCAGGAAAUCGGCCGCACCGGCCUCCUGCCUUUCUCCCGGAUCCUCUCGUCCACCGCGCCGUUCGGCUCACCUCUCGGCGGGCUGGUUUUGCACUACAUCCCAUCAUUGCUGGUUAUCACCAUUCCGAGCGGCGAUGUCUACUCGUUCAUCCUCGAGGUGGAGGGCUACCCCGCACAGAUCUACUCCCUCGCCAUCGCCGCUGGAUUGCUGUGGCUGCGGUAUAAGAGGCCGGACGUGGAGCGGCCGUAUAAGGCAUGGAUCCCGGGCAUCGUCCUCCGCAUCGUCCUGGCCAUCGCGCUACUCCUCGCUCCGUUCUUCCCCAGCUCUGCUCAGAAGGCGGGAGACUUCCUCAACGGUGCUUCUUAUGCCCUCGUCGGCACUGGCAUCAUGCUUUCGGGCGUCAUUUAUUGGUAUGUAUGGUCGAUUGUCCUGCCGAAAUGGUAUGGGUAUAGAUUGGAGAAUCGCACGGAGGUGUUGAAGGACGGGACCAGUGUUACCAAGAUCGUCCAUGUGCCUGCUACUUGA
Dissoconium aciculare CBS 342.82 is the source of this 1665-nucleotide messenger RNA. Its product is annotated as amino acid transporter. Gene Ontology annotation, cellular component: membrane. The coding region runs from base 1 to 1665 and encodes 554 amino acids. The record is from RefSeq and is a predicted model, not a curated record. The transcript has 2 exons. Gene Ontology annotation, biological process: amino acid transmembrane transport. Gene Ontology annotation, molecular function: L-amino acid transmembrane transporter activity. NCBI's taxonomy places the organism in Eukaryota, Fungi, Ascomycota, Dothideomycetes, Mycosphaerellales, Dissoconiaceae.